Messenger RNA from Solanum dulcamara, 2776 nucleotides. RefSeq names its product probable mitochondrial saccharopine dehydrogenase-like oxidoreductase At5g39410. Gene Ontology annotation, biological process: glycolipid biosynthetic process. Gene Ontology annotation, cellular component: lipid droplet; mitochondrion; plasma membrane. The transcript is spliced from 3 exons. The coding region runs from base 197 to 1552 and encodes 451 amino acids. NCBI's taxonomy places the organism in Eukaryota, Viridiplantae, Streptophyta, Magnoliopsida, Solanales, Solanaceae. The record is from RefSeq and is a predicted model, not a curated record.
CCUCUUAUUAAUGGUAAAAAAAUAAAAGCUGUUGGAGACGGAAUCACGGGGAUUUCGCAGUUAAGGCACGCAUUUGACAUUUCUAUCCCCCUUUUCUCUUCGUCUCCAAAGUCCACUCUCUAAUCAGCAGCUCCCCGCCGGAGAUUAACGAAAUCGGAAAACUAAUCCGACUACUAUUCGAUUUCCGAUCAAGAAAAUGUCUCAGAAUCUCAAUCCGAACCCAACUUACGACGUGAUAAUCUUAGGCGCUUCAGGUUUUACUGGGAAGUACGUCAUUAGAGAAGCUCUCAAGUUCCUCAACGUUCCUUCUUCCCCUUUGAAGAAUUUAGCCAUAGCAGGCCGUAACAGUUCAAAGCUUUCCCAGGCUCUUCAAUGGGCUUCCCGUCCAAACCCACCACCCCAAAUCCCCAUUCUCACCGCCGAUACUACUGACCCAUCUUCCCUCCGAGACCUUGCUUCACAGACUAAGAUCAUCCUUAACUGUGUCGGUCCGUUUCGUCUUUACGGUGAGCCCGUUGUUGAGGCCUGUGCUGAUUGUGGGUGCGAUUACUUGGAUAUUUCUGGGGAGCCUGAGUUUAUGGAGAGGAUGGAGAUGAAGUAUCAUGAUAAGGCUGUGGAAAAUGGAUCCUUAGUUGUUUCGGCAUGUGGGUUUGACUCUAUUCCUGCUGAAUUGGGAUUGAUGUUCAAUUCGAGACAGUGGCUGCCACCGGCUGUUGCUAAUGGGGUUGAGGCCUACGUUAGUCUAGAAUCGGAUAAGAGAAUUGUUGGAAACUUUGGGACGUACGAGUCAGCGGUGCUUGGUGUGGCUAAUGUGGACAAAUUACAGGAGCUGCGGCGGAGCAGACCAAAGAGGCCUCGUCCUGUGAUUCCUGGUCCUCCUCCUCCUAAAGGUCCGUUGAUGAACCACCUAAAGGAAGUUGGUGUUUGGGCUGUAAAGUUACCAUCAGCAGAUGCAAUUGUAGUCCGAAGAACACUUUCAUGUUUGGCUGAAAAUCCUCAUGGUUUACCUGGUGUUAAUGAAAGCACUGAACAAGUUGAGAGGAGGGAGGCAUUUUGGUCAAGCAUAAAGCCAGCUCAUUUUGGUGUGAAGAUAGCUUCGAAAUCUCCAUUGGGUGUUGUUCGUUUCAUUAUUGUCGGGAUGUUCAUUGGCCUCUUUGGUAAAACUGGUAUAGGGAGGUGGCUGCUAUUGAAAUUCCCUUCAUUGUUCAGUCUUGGAUGGUUCAGGAAAAAAGGUCCAACUGAAGAUGAAGUGGCAAGUGCUACCUUUAAGAUGUGGUUUGUUGGACAUGGGUUUAGUGAUGGCAAUUUUGCAUCUCAAGGAAACAGGAAGCCUGAUACGGAGAUAAUUACAAGAGUAAUGGGACCUGAGAUUGGUUAUUUAACAACUCCAAUCAUUCUAGUCCAGUGUGCUCUCAUUUUUCUCAAGGAACGAAACAAUCUUCCAAAGGGUGGUGUUUUCCCACCUGGGAUUGUGUUUGGCCCAACAGACCUCCAAGACAGGCUUCAACACAAUGGAAUUUCUUUUGAUGUUAUUUCAAAGAAUACAAAAUAACUAAAUGUUGUUGUGAAGAAAUCGGCUCUCUAGUACCAAAGCUAACAUAUACAACGGAUUCAGCAGGUUGUUCGUCUAACCAUGAACACUGACUGUCUUCUCCUAGCUUGUAAUGUCCCACAGGGCCAACAGGAAAUACAAGUGGAAGAGAACUGGUUACUCUUCCAUCAUCGAGGGCAGCAAUUGUUUCUGGUUCAAACCAGGGAAAGGUGUUUAGAAAGACGCCAGUCACUUGAGGAAGAGCUCGAGCAUUUGGCAGCAAGUAGGCUUUCAAUACAUAGUUUGUUUGUGAAUCGUCCAGCCAUGAGCGAGGGAUGCUUGAUUUUGGAACUGAUCCUAUACCCGGGAUCUCAAGAUUGCUUGAACAGUACUUAAAUGCAGCAGGAUCUUUGGAUAACAAUACAGGAAGGUAUGCUACAGUAGAGUAAAAUUUAGCUGAUGUUGUUGAGAUAUUGUAAAGAGGAAUGUUGAGAUUAUUAGCAAUUUGUGAAAGACUAGAUGCAAGAAUAAAGUCGGAGACAAUAGCAGAAACUGGUUCAUUCAAAGACACCAGAGGGGCGAGCUGGUGAAGUGAGUUACUAAUAGCAUCAAUUUGCAUGAUGAAUGGAUCAUUUAUCGGAGAAGUUGAGGUAUUCAAGGGAAGAAUUUGAAAAUCUAGUCGAUUGAUUUCUGGGUGAUUGGCAAAAAAGUUGGAGACGAAACUAGAGUUUGUGGUAGAUAUUUCAAGUAGCAUAGUAAUGAAGGUGAUUCUACAUCUAUGUGAAGCUAACAUGGAAGCUAGUCGAAAAAAUGGAACCAUUUGUCCAACUCCCAGGCCACUAGGGAGAAAUAAUAUGUGAACUGACUUUGCAGAGUUGACAAUAGAAUCAGACAUCUCGAUGGCUGAAUUGAAGAAUGAUUUCUGCAGAAACAGAGUGAUUAGUUGUUUUUUAAAGAUUAAGGCGUGGCCCCGAUCACAUUAGUUUUAUACAAUUAGGUAUUUGAUCGCUUUCAUAUGCUUGUUUGGUAGUUUGAGGAACAGUGAAGGAAUCAACUUUGGCAUCUGAAAUUAUACAUGAUGAUUGUGAAGGCUUCGGACAUUAUGGGCAGCCUAAGAUGAUUAGGAGGUUAUUAGUUUUUACAAAUGUUUCCAACUGUAAUUAGCUUCCAAUUAACUCUCAUAUGCAAGGAAAAAAAUUAAAAUGACCCAACAUUCAUUUCUGGAGGUUGGAUGUUUUAUAGUUA